AUGAAACAAUACAAUGCUGCAAAACCUAUAAAAAGAGGUUACAAAAUUUGGGUGCGAGCAGAUGAGACGGGCUAUGUCUGUGAAUUUCAGAUUUAUACCGACGAAAUUUUAGCUUGUGGGACUGUUCGUCAAGGCCGUGUUGGAUUACCAAAGCUUCAAAUGAUUGAUAAAAAUAUGGUCAGAGGUCAGCAUGAGUAUCGAACUUCUUCUUCAGGUUUAGGCUGGAUAAAAUGGAAAGAUAAUAAGGCUGUCUCAUUUUUGUCAAACUUUCAUGAUACUAGCGAAUUAGGAACGGUAAAUCGCAGACAAAAAGAUGACUCGUUACUUGCUGUAACUUGUCCUACCAUCGUUUCUGAUUACAACAAGCAUAUGGGACUAGCUCUUGCACAUGGAUUGAUAGGUGGAAUUUUAUCGCCAAGAAAAGGUAGAAAAAGUUUACCAAAAAUUGUUGGGCCGCACAAACCCCAAGUUUCUGUAGAAAAAAGACGCUUCGCAUCCGCGCAUAUGCCUUUAUGCAAUUCUGAAGGAAAACGUCGUCGUUGCGCUCAUUGCAGUACCAAGGAGAAAGAAAAAAGAACCACUUGGAUUUGUACACAGUGCAAUGUACCCCUUUGUGUGUCUGCAGAUAAAAAUUGCUUUCUGGCCUUUCAUUCGUGA
This is a messenger RNA of Trachymyrmex cornetzi, 657 nucleotides long. RefSeq lists its product as uncharacterized. The transcript has 3 exons. Lineage: Eukaryota; Metazoa; Arthropoda; Insecta; Hymenoptera; Formicidae. The record is from RefSeq and is a predicted model, not a curated record. Bases 1 to 657 code for a protein of 218 amino acids.